This is a messenger RNA of Nasonia vitripennis (jewel wasp), 1832 nucleotides long. RefSeq names its product arrestin domain-containing protein 2. Gene Ontology annotation, biological process: protein transport. Lineage: Eukaryota; Metazoa; Arthropoda; Insecta; Hymenoptera; Pteromalidae. The transcript has 8 exons. Gene Ontology annotation, cellular component: cytoplasm. The record is from RefSeq and is a predicted model, not a curated record. The coding region runs from base 169 to 1407 and encodes 412 amino acids.
UCGCGCAGAUGUCCACUGCCUGCAUGUACGCGUUGUGAUAAAGUGUAACCCUAUCCGUAAGAGAGAUAAAAGAUUAGCCAUUGAUCGCUGUGCACUAUAGCUCGAUUCAAAUACGUAAAUUGAUUCCGAAAAAAAAAAUAACGAGAAGAAAGGAUUGUGAGGGAGGAGAUGGGCAAACUGCAAGCAUUUCGCAUCGAGUUUGAUCAAUGCGGCGCAAUUUACGCGCCUGGAGAUACGGUUACCGGCAAAGUUAUUCUGAUUCUAACGGGUCCCAAAAACGUGCGCGAAAUUAGAGUAAAAGCCAAGGGCCAGGCAGAGGUCCGCUGGUCGGAGGACCGCACCGUUACGGACAGCCAUGGUAAAAGCCACACGGAAACCGACUACUACACCAACUCAGAAACCUAUUUCAGCAAAAGUUCUACUUUGGUCAGCCCCACAGGUGGAGAAAGUUUAACAGAGAUACCAGCUGGCACGCAUUGCUACCCCUUUAGCUUUCGCAUACCUCCAAAUGUUCCCUGCAGCUUUGAGCACAGUAUCGGACACGUCCGGUACAUCGCUAAGGCCGUACUCGACAGACCUUGGAGAUUCGAUCACAAAACCUUAUCUGCCUUCACCGUCAUUGCCGACUACGAUUUAAAUGCUUAUUUUAAUCUUUCCAGAGGAAUCAACGACGUGAUAGAUCGAGAAUUUCAUUCCUGUCUCUGUUUCGUAAACGCUGGUAAUCUAAAUGCUGCGGUUAAAAGCAGAGUCAAGGGUUUCGUUCCCGGAGAAACGAUUCAGCUGGACGUCAGCUACGACAACAGCUCGAGUUCGGUCGACGUGGACAUGAUGAGACUGUGCUUCUACAAGCGUUUGACGUUCCAUGCGACGACCAAAUCGAAGAGUGACUGGACGGACAUACGAAACGUCAGAGUAGGCGGUCCUUUCCCUAAAAAGGGCGACCAGAGUCUGUGCAUCAAAGUACCCGCUAUACCACCUUCGAAUUUGGAACACUGCUCCAUCAUCGACGUUAACUACGGACUGGAGUUGAAAAUUCACACGUCGGGGAUGCACCGUAAAAUCAAGCGGUAUUAUCCAAUAGUCAUUGGCACGAUACCUCUGUACAAUCGGGGGCCAGCUUUCCUGACCCAACCUUCAGCACCAACGAUCGACCAGGUCGGCGAUUCCGAUACUGAAUCGUUGCCACCGUAUCAGCAAGAGGUCAGAUUACAACCGAUCGGUUUCAUAGGCAUGACUCCGCCACCUUACCCUGACGAAAUGCCGCCGCCUUCGUACGAGGAAUGCAUCGGUGGAAGUAAACUUAUCGGAGAUCCGAACGAAAAGGGAAUGGUUGGAUCCGACUUGCAAUUUGCGCCCAAGUAUCCGGUUUAUAAGUUUCCAAUGCCUAUGCCUCGCCCAACGGAAUAAGCAAAUGAGUGUGCUCGAUUUCAGAAGUUCCUUCACGCAUUUAUCCAGGGGUCUUAUAAGAUUUCUGCUAAUCGUCUACCGCAGGCCAUAAAAUAGCACGAUAAAGUUCAAACCACGCCCGCAUGACUCUUUGUCGUUGAAAUAGAUUCGUAAAGGGCUGAAGGGAGAGUUCGCAAGCAUAUAGUAUACUUUAUGCUAAACCGCGCAUCUGUGAUAACGUAUAAGUAGACUAUAAAGAUCAAAACUCAUUUCGAUGUGCAGCAAAAAUCGCUUCAGAGGGCGUCGCCAUCGCAUGGGUCUUAUUUUAAACUGACGAACUUCUUUUUCACGAGCGAACAAAAAUGAAAAAUCGUUGAAUUUCAAUGUUGCAUUUUGUACUAUUGCCAUAUUCUAUAGAGUUUAAAAUAAAAAAUACUAUUUUAAAA